Messenger RNA from Athene cunicularia (burrowing owl), 2299 nucleotides. It is a transcript of the gene GET1, whose product is annotated as tryptophan rich basic protein. Gene Ontology annotation, biological process: tail-anchored membrane protein insertion into ER membrane. The transcript has 5 exons. The coding region runs from base 394 to 858 and encodes 154 amino acids. NCBI's taxonomy places the organism in Eukaryota, Metazoa, Chordata, Aves, Strigiformes, Strigidae. The record is from RefSeq and is a predicted model, not a curated record.
AAUAUAAAGGACAGCUUUGGUCGGUCUUCCAGCAACAGAUGGACAUCUCUGUUGUUGAGAAGGGAGAUCGGUGGAUGCAGAGAUUAAGGAGUUAGGCAUCACAGGAGAAAACCAGAAGUAGCAGUCACUAAUCAGGAUGCACCCUGGUCCGAUCUUAAGCAUUUCUGUGGAAGUGUGGAUAAUGGAAUUACAGGCCAAUAAACUCUGUGGCUGCCAAAUAACCUUACAUGUGAUCAAGCAAGCUAAAAUACCUCUUGUUCUGCUCUUUCAUGCCAAUAACUUCACCGUCACACAGAUCGGUGCACACUGUUCGAUAAUGGAUAAAAAUCCUUUAAAACUUAAAUUACUCAUAGCAAUUUGGGAAGCUGAACUCAGUGUUACUACAAAUGACUAAUGAAAAUCUCAGCUCAACUUUCUGCUGUGGUUUGUGACAAAAUAUCAAAAUUGUUACAAAAGGAUGCAGAGCAGGAAUCCCAAAUGAGAGCUGAAAUUCAGAACAUGAAGCAAGAACUCUCAACUAUUAGUAUGAUGGAUGAGUUUGCUAGAUACGCCCGUCUGGAAAGAAAGAUUAACAAAAUGACUGACAAGCUUAAAACUCAUGUGAAAGCACGAACUGCCCAAUUAGCCAAAAUAAAGUGGGUCAUAAAUAUUGUAUUCUACAUCUUACAAGCUGCCUUGAUGAUCUCACUGAUUUGGAAGUACUAUUCUGAGCCAGUUACAGUGCUUCCAAGCAAAUGGCUUGCUCCGUUGGAGCGCCUGGUAGCCUUUCCUACGGGGGUGGCAGGUGGUGUUGGAAUUACAUGUUGGCUUGUGGUUUGCAAUAAAGUUGUAGCUAUCAUGCUACAUCCUUUCAGCUGAAGGAAUCCCAGUAAUCCCUGGAGUCCUCAACUACAUUUUCAUGAUCACUGUUUUAAAUUAAUACAAAAAAAGAAGGAACAGUUGUCUUUCAUGACACUAGGUCUGAGAUAAUCUUUGCUAUUUCAUUUGUGUAUAGCCAGUAUUCCUUUUGAUUUAUUUUAUCUUUCCUUAGUCUGUUUUUCAGUCUGGUGGUCAGUUUUCAAAGAAUAGCAUCGCUGUUUGUAGAACCUCAUUUUGGGUCUAUUUCAACAAGUAUGAUUCAUGGCAAAAUUGUAGGACUUGUCAUGGCAUGUAUUCAUCAAAAUCUAAAAGUGUUGGAUUUGUGUUUUUAAAUUGGAAAUUCCCUGCCAUUAGGAACUAAUUUGGGAGCUUUGCUGUUUCUUUGCUGUAUAGUAAUGGUAGUUUCACCCAAAGGUGGGAUUACAUUUGAUGACAACUGGUACUAGAGGAUAUAGGUAGGUGGUUUGGUUGGCUUAGGGUAAACCAGAAUCUGUUUCCUCUGUAUUAUUUUUUACACUAGCAUUGGUGUAUUCUUGGGCUGUCUUAGAAAAUGUGUUAUUUAUAUAUAUGCAAAAUCAACUUUUUAUCUCCUUAACAGACUUUCUCCAUUGCCAAAUACAGUAUGUCUGGAUACUUCUUUCCCCCUGACUUUUAAAAUUGAUUGAACACUUGAAUUUUUUCUACUUUUAUUGAUAACUGUCCUUUCCUUCCUUGACAUUUUUUUCUGCUUCCCAGACUGAGUAAGGAUCACUGAAACUAUUUCCUUUCAUGUUUUGGGAGGAAAGGUUGUUAAUAAAGAGAAGGUAAAUGACAGUGCUGUUCCUUCAGAGGACUGCAUUUUAAGGGCAUUUAGCAUACAUUAAUGACAGUCCAGGAGAACCUGAAACAGCUGUGAUACUGUAAAAAGUCAAAUUAGUGAUUUAAAUGUCUAAAGUAGUAACAGUGGUAGCAGGCAGGAGGAGGAGGGAAGACAAUUUUUCAUUUUGGAGUAAAUGCUUCUUGCUGUGUUUAGGUCCAGGAAACAGCCACAGUAUUUUCAAAUUAAAGGAGGACAGAAUUCUUCCUAGUACUGUGCCUGUAGAACACUGACAAAAUUCCAUUAUCUUCCACACUGCAGUAAUUUGCAACCCCAUUAUUGCUGCACCACAAGACAGAUGGGUGGGUUUAUAAAGUUCUUGUUACACUUUUUUUUUCUUUUUUUUGACACAGCUCUAGGGGACACCUUCCCCGCUCGUGCUGGGCUUUGGUGAUUCUGGUUCAGCUUCCCACUCUGUACAGUGGAAUGCAUCUGUUAUUUCAGGUCCUUUGCCUUCCUGCAGGAUGGAAGGGUCUAGGGCCCCUCCGUAAUUAGCACUGCUUUUAGAAAUCAGUUCAAAAGUUCAUGACACAUUGUGUGUAUAUAUGCAUGAAAAUGUGGGCUGGGUUUUUUUAACAUUAAUUU